Molecule: messenger RNA, 3746 nt
Organism: Pogonomyrmex barbatus (red harvester ant)
Lineage: Eukaryota; Metazoa; Arthropoda; Insecta; Hymenoptera; Formicidae
Gene: Fancd2
Product: Fanconi anemia complementation group D2
Biological process (GO): homologous chromosome pairing at meiosis; mitotic intra-S DNA damage checkpoint signaling; interstrand cross-link repair
Cellular component (GO): condensed chromosome; nucleus
Molecular function (GO): DNA polymerase binding
Source: RefSeq, a predicted model, not a curated record
AAAUAUACAUUUUUUAAUAAUACAUAUAUUUUAUUUUUAUAUAGAGAUACUCUAGACGAUGUACCCUGGGCUGUAUUGCUAUUACAUCAAUUUCGCUUUUUGGAUACUAUAGUUAAUAUUGAUAUUUUGACUACAAAUGUACAACAGCUAUUAGAAACAUGUCCAUUAUGGUUUCAAUAUGAACUCAUUUUAUUCCUACCUGAUAUUUUAUCGGAUGUUCAACACCAAACGAUCACUGAAGUUCUAACAAAAAUAUUAGAGGAAAAUUGUGAACUAACAAAUGUAAUUUUGAAUUGUAUUGCCAGUUUUAAUCUUGGCAAAGAAUAUUUGAAAGAAUAUAAAAUUAAAGUUUUACAUUUGUUAAAAACAAAUGUAAAAAUAGAACUUAUACCAAUUGUCAUUAGAUUUCUUCUGAAUGAUUGUGUGUGUUCUGAUCUUGUCAAACAAAUGUUACUUAUAUUACGCAAUAUAGAAAUGCAACCUCUUGCUGGAGAUAAAACUAAAGACUGUUAUAAAACUCAAGUAGAAAUAAUUAAAACGUUAAAAAUGUAUAUGUUAUUGUCUAAAGAUGUGACAGAUGCCGCAAUAACAGUAAUAAAAAAUAUUAAUAAAAAUCCAAAACCAUUGGAUUUAAUCAUUUUAUUUCUAAUAUUUUCUGGAACAAUAAAACAAAAAAGUGCAGAAAUUCUAUUGAAACAAAAUAUACAAUGUGGUUUUUACAGGAUAAGUUUGCUUCAUAUGCUUUAUAGUGAUUACAAAGAGGUUGUUCGAGAAUUACAAUCGCCAAUCUUACAUUUAGCUAGUAAACUGUUAAAACUCGAAGAAUGUGUAUUUAUUAAUUUUGCGACAGAAUGGUUCCGAUUACAGUUUCUCAGUCAAAAAGAAGUGCCAUUUAAGCAGCGUGAAAUUAUAAAAAAUGCUAUUCUUAUCAUGGGUAAUAAUGAUCAAACUGUAAAACAUGCAUUGACUGUACUUUGCAAAAUGACAGAAAAUACAACAGAAAGAGAUUGUUUAGUGUUACACUGUAAUCACUUGAGAAUUUUAUUAGAAAUAGAUUGUUUUGGACUGGAAGAAGUUGGUACUUUAAGUAAUUUGCUGCACAAAUUAUGUCUAGCUAAUGAUUCCACUUCAGAAUCUUUACGAGAUGAUUUAUUUAUAUUGUUACAAAAACAGUUAUCUACUGCUAAACCAAUUACAAAAUGUAAAGGUGUCAUGGGAGCAGUAAUGGCAAUAAAACAUUUAGCAGGAAAAGCUGAAACUUGUGACGAAGCUCUGAAAUUAUUCAAUAAAGUAAUGAAGAGUGUGAAGAGUUGUUCUAAAUCACAACCACUAUUUUAUGAUCAACUAACACAAAUAAUUACACAAACUGAACAUAUUAAUAUUAAUUUUGUCCAAAAAAUUAGCAAUUGCAUUGAAGACGAGUUUGUUAAUACAUAUAUGAUAGAUAAAUUACAAUCUAGUGAGGAUUUAGUACCUAAAUUUGGACUAAAUAAUACAGAAGAUGAACCACAAAACUGCGUGUUAAAUUUUGGAAAUAAAAAAACAGGUCCAAUCGCACCAAUACUAUUUCGACUUCUCAAAACAUGUUGCAUGAGACUUAGUGAAUGCGAAGGAUUGGAGGCUAUUGAUGCUCUUUUAGGAUGUGGAAUACUAAUGCCACAAAAUUUUAAUAUACCAGAACCUUUAACAUUAGAUUUUAUUAUAUGCGGUAUUAAUUGGUUUAGAGAAAUUAUUACAGGUUUUGUAACACAAACGGAUCCUUUAUUACGGAAACAAGUAUUGAAACGUUUAGACACUUUGAUAUAUUUGCAAAGUGAAUUGAAUGUAUUACUAACAUUAUGUGACACUAAAUAUCAACCACCACCGUGUUAUUUUCAUUAUUUUCCAUUGCCACCAUUUGUAAAAAUUGAACGGAAGAUUAAUAGAAAAGGAAAAAAAUGUAUAAACAAAGAAAAUAAAUUGGAUAGUUUUGUGACUGUAGAAAAUGAAUCCUGGGAGACAGGUUCUAUGUUGUGUUCUAAAAAUCCAGCAUACUUCAGAAAAUUUGACGCAAAGAUAACCCAUCUUUUGGAUAUUAAAAUAAAUACGCACUCAUCACAAUCUGAAAUACAAGGCAUAUCAAUAAAACAAGUAUGUUUUAUUGUAAGAGAACUUUUGAUAAUAUUCGAAAAUGAAUCUUCUGAAUUGUUUGUGAAAGAUUUAAUACAUACGUUACCAAAAAUCUGCUCAAAAUUAGAUGAUGUUAUUAGCAUAUUAAGACAAGAUGACAAUUAUGAUUUUCGAAAAAGUGCAAAAUUAUUAUUACAACUUCUUACUAAUAUUUUUAAUUGGAAAGGAUUUUCUAGUAUAACUUAUAAUACAUUGCUACGUGAGGGAUUACGUAUUUUGGCUAGACAAGUCAAUGAAAAAAAUGUUUCACUACGAUCUUGUAAGGAACUAGUUGCAGAAUCAUACAAAUAUUUUGAAUCCCUGUCGGAUAUUGCUACUGAAAUAACAUUAGCCACUGCUCUUGUCAACAUGUGUCAGUCAUUAAUGAAACAUUCAGAAACUUAUAUACAAGAAUAUAAAGAUAAACAUGCAAAAUUAUCAUAUGGAUUUCUUUGUUUGAGUUGGCCUCAAGAUAAACGUAUCGAUUCUCAAUACAAAUUAUCUGUUAUUCAGUUAUUGAAUAAUUGGAUAGACAAUGAACCAUCGCCGUUAAAAACAGUGACAUCAGUUCUGGAAUGGUUACCAAAUGAAGUCUGCACUUUUGAGACUAUUCAAAGUUCUCUAACAAGAAUGCCUUCUGUGAAAAAAGAUAUUUUUUAUUUAUUAUAUAAUAAGUUAUUUGAUGGUUUAAUUAAAGGUAUUACUGUAUCAUUGCCAAUGGUUAACUCAGAUCCAAAAAGAAUAAAAAUAUGGCAAAAUGUUUUUUCAAAUGUUCAAAAACUUGUGCAAAUUUGUAAAACUCUGAAAACAAAGACUAUUAUACGAUUAUUUCUGCGAUACAUGCCAUUAUUAAUAAAACAGUUUUUAAAUACUGGUAUGCCAAUACUUGAACAUAAUCUGAAAUAUCAAACGGAUGAUGUAACUAAUAUCCUGAAAAUGAUGCAGUGUGGUACACGAUACUUACAUGCUGUAUGUUGCGAUUGCACAGAGAAAAAAAACUUACUAUUGAUUAAAUAUGUACCUGCAGCAAAAUCUAUAUUAGAGAAAUUAAUUUAUAGCGUCAAAGGAAUGUUGGUUCUUAAUGAUAGUGCAGCAGCGUUUUGGAUGGGAAAUCUUGUCAAUAAAAACUUAGAUGGACAAGAAAUUUUUUCACAGACAUCAUCAGAAGAAACUGAAAUUUUACCAGAUAUUAAUACAAUUUCGGAAGGAUUAACAUCAUCUGAAAUUUUAGAUUCUGAUUUAGACGAAAAUUCAAUAGAAGAAACAGAAAAUGAAGAAGAUGAUGAAUUGUAAUCAUAUAAUAGGUAAAUCAAAACAACAAUAUUUUAUAAUUAUAAAAAUCAUAUAAAAAUACUAGAGUUGGAUAAAUAUUAAUUCUAUUUUUUAACUAACUUUAAGUUAAUGGCCUAUGAAAUCUUAAUUAUAUUAAAAGUUGCAUGAAAAAAAUUAACUUACAAGAAAAUGAUAAAAAUGAGAAGUUUAGUACUUUUGAAUAGUUUUGAAUUAAAAAAAAUUUCUAUAAGUAUCUUGGAAUAUCCUUAUUAACUAAGUAAAAUAGUAAAAUAGAUGUAUAACUCUGUGUUUGUAAUAAAAGAUUA